AAGAAUCUAAAAGAAAUAACAGCUAUGGCCAAGUACACAACUUUUCUUGCUCUCCUCUUUUGCCUCCUCCUUGUUGCUGCAAAUGCCAUACAAAUACAAACGAAAGAAGCAAAAUACUGCUGGAAGAAAAGUCACAAGUGGCAUGGGCCUUGCCACUACUCUUACAAAUGUAGCCACCACUGCAAACACUGGUUUGGAGCUGAAUAUGGUAUCUGCAAGAAGUACAAAUGGGGUGAUCACAAACAUCACUGGGCAAAAUAUGCUUGCUACUGCUACUCUCCUUGCCAUUAAUCAUGAGGAAAUCAAAGCCCCAAUUCUAUUUAUCCAUGUGUAUUAAAUAAUAAAGGAUAGCCAAGAAGUUGGGGUUUUUUUGUGUGUGUAACAAUGUAAUAAAGUUGAGUUAAGGCUGUAGCCUGACCCGCUAUUGUGUUGCUUCUAUGCUUUUCUAUAGUGUUAUUGUGAACUAUUUUAUUGUGCUGAAUAAACAUUUGUUGUAUGCUUUUUUAUUAGUGUUAAUGUGAAAUAUAGUAUUCUGCUGA
This is a messenger RNA of Nicotiana attenuata, 539 nucleotides long. Its product is annotated as defensin-like protein 1. The coding region runs from base 25 to 291 and encodes 88 amino acids. The record is from RefSeq and is a predicted model, not a curated record. The transcript is spliced from 2 exons. Lineage: Eukaryota; Viridiplantae; Streptophyta; Magnoliopsida; Solanales; Solanaceae. Gene Ontology annotation, biological process: defense response.